Aureobasidium vineae is the source of this 1386-nucleotide messenger RNA. NCBI's taxonomy places the organism in Eukaryota, Fungi, Ascomycota, Dothideomycetes, Dothideales, Saccotheciaceae. The record is from the annotation of a GenBank genome assembly.
CUUCCGUUCCCCAGCAAGUCUCGGCGGCAAGAAAUCGGAGUCCGUAGAAACUUCGUGGAUUGUUGCAGCUCAAGUCCCAACAGACGACUUGACCAGAAGUUGUCCGCUCAUUCUCCCUCCCGACCCUCCUCUCCUCACAACCCUCUAGUCAUGCUGUCCAGAUUUGCGCCGAGGCCUCUUGCCUCGUCGGUCAGACGCGCUGCCUUCCAGCCCAUCCGUGUCGCUCCUCAAGUGCUGAGAACCGUCACCACCGACGCCGCCAGCGCCCACGCCGAGAAGGAUGAUGUCCCCAGCGACGACAAGGCCUUCGAGGUCAAGCUCUCCGACGAGAGCUUCGAGACCUACGAGCUCGANCCNCCCUCAUUCACCCUCAAGACAACCAAGAAGGAGCUGAAGCAAAUGUACUACGACAUGGUCGCCAUGCGCCGCAUGGAGAUGGCCGCCGACAGACUGUACAAGGAGAAGAAGAUCCGCGGUUUCUGCCACUUGUCGACCGGUCAGGAGGCCGUCGCCGUCGGUAUCGAGCACGGUAUCACCAAGGAGGACUCGGUCAUCACCGCCUACCGCUGCCACGGUUUCGCCAUGAUGCGCGGCGCCUCGGUCAAGUCCAUCAUUGGCGAGCUGCUCGGCAGAAGAGAGGGUAUCGCCUACGGAAAGGGUGGUUCCAUGCACAUGUUCACCAAGGGCUUCUACGGCGGUAACGGUAUCGUCGGUGCUCAGGUCCCCGUCGGUGCCGGUCUCGCCUUUGCCGACCAGUACCAGGGCAAGAAGAACGUCUCCAUCUCCCUCUACGGUGACGGUGCCUCCAACCAGGGUCAGGUCUUUGAGGCCUACAACAUGGCCAAGCUGUGGAACCUCCCCGUCAUCUUUGCUUGCGAGAACAACAAGUACGGUAUGGGUACCGCCGCCAACCGCUCGUCUGCCAUCACCGAGUACUACAAGCGUGGUCAGUACAUCCCCGGUCUCAAGAUCAACGGUAUGGACGUCCUUGCCUGCAAGCAAGCCGUCGCGUUCGGCAAGCAGUGGGCCGCCGAGGGCAACGGUCCUCUCGUCUACGAAUUCGUCACCUACAGAUACGGAGGUCACUCCAUGUCCGACCCCGGUACCACCUACAGAGAGAUUCAGCGCAUGCGCAGCACCCAGGACCCCAUCGCCGGCCUCAAGCAAAAGAUCCUCGACUGGGAGGUCGCAUCCGAGUCGGAGCUCAAGAGCAUCGACAAGCAAGCCCGCGAGAGCGUCGACGCCGAGGUCAAGGAGGCCGAGGCCAUGCCCGCCCCCGACGCCACCCCCAAGAUUCUGUUCGAGGACAUUUACGUCCGCGGCUCCGAGCCCGAGUACCUUCGCGGCCGUAUCCCCGAGGAGAACUUUUACUACGAGAAGAACUAA